Molecule: messenger RNA, 402 nt
Organism: Camellia sinensis
Lineage: Eukaryota; Viridiplantae; Streptophyta; Magnoliopsida; Ericales; Theaceae
Source: RefSeq, a predicted model, not a curated record
AUGGAGCUCAAAUACAUCAUACUUUUCUUGCUCUCAACCACAUCUUUCCUGGAAAAUGCAACUGCAGCUAGGGACCUGCCCAUUGAACAGGGCUUGUUCGCCACACUGGAAUCCGAUGGAGGUUUGGUAGAUUGCUGGAAUGCGCUGGCGGAGAUUAAAACAUGUUCGAAUGAGAUUAUUGUUUACUUUGUAAGCGGCACCACCAAUAUAAGCCCUCCCUGUUGCAAAGCCAUUAGUAUGAUCACUCACCAUUGUUGGCAUUCCAUGUUGACUGCCCUCGGUUUCACAACCGACGAAGACAACGUGCUUCGAGGCUACUGUGAUGGCUCCUCUGCCCCUGCAGCUGCUGCUACUCCGCCAGUCCAACCUCCGGUAGAUUUAAUGGGUGAUGUUUUAGUCUGA